Molecule: messenger RNA, 3002 nt
Organism: Calypte anna (Anna's hummingbird)
Lineage: Eukaryota; Metazoa; Chordata; Aves; Apodiformes; Trochilidae
Gene: MOCS3
Product: molybdenum cofactor synthesis 3
Exons: 1
Coding region: 14-1417 (467 amino acids)
Biological process (GO): tRNA wobble position uridine thiolation; protein urmylation
Cellular component (GO): cytosol; cytoplasm
Molecular function (GO): adenylyltransferase activity; thiosulfate-cyanide sulfurtransferase activity; URM1 activating enzyme activity
Source: RefSeq, a predicted model, not a curated record
UCUCCCCUCAGGCAUGGCGGGCGCGGCGGAGGCGGCGCAGUUGAGCGCGGAGAUCAAGCGGCGGGAGCAGGAGCUGCUCGGGCUACGCGAGCGCCUGUCCGCCCUCCUGGCGGGGGGUGCGGCGGGGGCCGCCGGGGCCGCAGAGGAGGCUGCCUCCGCCUUUCCCGGCGAGCUCCCCCCUCUGCCCGCCCGGGCCUCUCUGAGCGCCGCCGACAUCCUGCGGUACAGCCGGCAGCUGGUGCUGCCCGAGCUGGGCGUGCGGGGGCAGCUGCUCCUGGCCCGUUGCUCCGUGCUCGUGGUGGGCUGCGGCGGCCUGGGUUGCCCCCUGGCUCAGUACCUGGCCGCGGCCGGUGUCGGCCGCUUGGGUCUGGUGGAUCACGACGUGGUGGAGACGAGUAACCUGCACCGGCAGGUGCUGCACGGGGAGGCCCGCCGAGGGCUCCCCAAGGCCGUAUCUGCCGCGGCAGCCCUGCGGCUGCUGAACUCCACGGUGCAAUACGUGCCCUACUGCGGGGCCCUGAGCCCCCGCACUGCCCUGGAGCUGGUGCGGCAGUACGACAUCAUUGCUGACUGCUCCGACAACGUCCCCACCAGGUACUUGGUGAACGACGCCUGUGUCCUGGCAGGGAAACCCCUGGUGUCCGGCAGUGCCCUCCGGCUGGAGGGGCAGCUCGUCGUGUACAACUACCGGGGAGGGCCCUGCUACAGGUGUCUCUUCCCCACGCCCCCUCCACCGGAGACGGUGACGAACUGUGCGGAUGGGGGAGUGCUGGGUGUCGUGCCAGGCAUCGUGGGGUGCAUCCAAGCAUUGGAAAUCCUGAAGAUUGCAUCGGGAAUGGGUUCUUCCUUCAAUCAGUUCAUGCUGAUGUUUGAUGCCCGUGAAGGGAGAUUCCGCAAUAUCAAGUUAAGACCAAAGAAACCAGACUGUGCUGUUUGUGGUGACAAUCCAUCUGUCACCUGUCUGCAAGAUUAUGAGGCAUUUUGUGGUUCCUCUGCAACAGACAAGUGUAGGACUUUGCAUCUGCUCUCCAGUAAAGACAGGAUAUCUGUAGAGCAAUACAAAGAGCUGUUGGAUGAGCAAGUUCCUCAUGUGUUGUUAGAUGUCCGUCCACAGGUAGAAGUGGAUAUCUGUCGCCUGGCACAUGCUCUCCACAUCCCUUUGAGUAAAUUAGAAGAAAAAGAUGAAGAAUAUAUGGAAUAUUUAGAAAAAAAAAUCUCUGAAGAAAAGCAGAGAAGUAAUGGCCAAACAUCCUUUCCUGUGUAUGUUGUUUGCAAAUUAGGAAAUGACUCUCAGAAGGCUGUAAGAAUUCUGCAGGAGCUGCCUGUCAAAGAAUUUGGCUCUGUGUUAGCUAAAGAUAUUAAAGGGGGGCUCAUGGCUUGGGCCAAUAAAAUUGACCCGACCUUUCCUCAGUAUUAGAAAUUUAAAUGAUGAAAAAAAAAAAUCAUAGUAAAUUCCAUAGGGUUUCAUCUACUCUGUGUAAUGGCUGUAUCGUGGAUAAAACAGGACAUAGAAAUACCAUGUUGCUUUUUUAAUGGUAAUUCCUUUUCCCUUAAAAAAAAAUCAUGUGUUUUUGUAAAUGUUCUGUUAUUUUUAUAAAAAUGUGACACUGUGCAUGGACUCUUAAUUAGUAAUUAAAGCCUGGAGAAUGGCAAAGUGUAGAGCCAAGUGUCGGAAGUUUAAUUGUUCUCCUGACUGCCUAAGAAAUUGAAGCAAUGCAUGCAGUGAGUAAUAAAACCCAAAACUAAUUUAAUCUCUAGCUGUUCAACAGCAGUAUUAAUCCUGUCAUUGGGAAUUGCCAAAAUAAUGCUGACAAGACUGUUUUGAUCAGCAUCUUUUAGUUCUCUGAAGAAGCAUUUUGUAUUUAUACAAGAGCUCACUGCAAAUGACAGCACCUGCAGUAAGGUUGUUGGGUUAAGAACUUUCAGGGCCAUCCAUCCACAUUUGUUGGCUGACAAAACAGUGUAUUCCCUGACUUGUAUAGAAAAACUGAAGUUAAAUGUUAAGAUGUGAGUUUGAGCCUAGAAAGCUUGUAAAACAUACAGAAAAUGCUUUUGUGAGGGAUUUAAAAGAUUUCAAAGAUCAAGAGUUGAGAGAAAAAAAGGGAUAUGAGCUCCCUUCAGCAAGCACCAGACAUUUCAGAAGUUGUCUCACAUCAUGGUUGUUGCACAACUCCAGUUGUAGUGCAUUAUUUUGUUAACUGGCAUGAAGAUCCACACAUACCUAAAAAGUUCUCCUACAUGAAUUGAAUGAAAAGAGAAAUAAAUGGCUUCUCAUCAGACAGCUGCCUGAGUCCUCAUCACUUAAGCACAGUAAUUCUUAUUAAUUAAGGUGUGGAUUUCCUUUGCUUCCUGAGGAGGAAAAAACCCACCUGUCGUGACUCAUCUUUGCAUUAUACAUGGGCAAAAAAAAAAAAGAGUAGUAUCAGAUAAUUAGUAGCAAGAAAGGCGUAUUUUAGUAAAAUAAACUUGAUAACAUACAUACCACCUACUUUAUUGUAACUUGCCAUGAGUUCAAACAAGGGAGUAUGUAGGUUUCUUUGGAAAAAAACAUUCCCUUCCUUGACUUAGGUCAGUAAUUAAAUUCGCAGCAAAUAUAACAACAUCUGCUUUGUAUCUUAGGUAAAGAUGAUGUCUGUAGUAAUUGUAAAAAUUUCAUUCUUUAUAUGCUGAAGCUUUUAAGUUUAAUUUCUUUUUUCUCUCUUAGUUUGCUGAACUAAUACACACGUCAUCACAGUCUUCACACUGUGCUUUAAUCUGGAAAUAGACUGAAAAAUCAAAGGUCAUCAGAUCAUAUGAAGGCAAAACUGUUCUUAUUAUUGCAAACGUAUCUUUUGUUUUGACUUGCUUUAUUUCUGGAGCUCCGUAAAACAAGUUGUGGUUUUCUCUUUUCACCAGGAAGUAAAAUAGCAAAUCUCUGCUUAGAAAUCUAGGAGAAGCAAUAAAACUUACUAUUUUGUAUUGCUGCCAAAGUACUAUCCAAAUACUGGUACCUGUUGGCACUG